AUAGCAACUCUAAAAUAUUAUUUUUAAGACAGUCUACGAUAAAAUUGACAUAAGUUCAAUGAAGACAGAGAGUGUGGCGCAAAACAUUCCGUUCGUCGGCAGAAAGCGAAGUCUGAUCGAAGAUGCCCGGAAAGAGCGCGCCAGCGGUUCAUCUUCCCCUGGCCCAUCGCGGGGCGGUGAAAACUUUGUGUUUGAGGAAAAGGAAGGAACAGUGACACUGAACAUUCUUUUCGCACUCAGCCAUGAGAAGAAUGCAGGGUUCUUUAAAACUGGCAAAGUCUUUGAGGUAAGGAAAACAUGUGCAUCAUUAGAUAUGAGUUGCAGAUGGAGAGCUUCAAUAAAAUCAGGUCUACGGCAUCGAUUCAACGUGAUAAAAUAUACAUGUGUUUGCUUAUAUAUGAUAUGUAUGUCUUUACCAUGGAUUCAGACGUUUGAAGCUAAGCUUUUGCAUAUUGAGAGCCGACCAGGGAGGAAGUCUAAGAACAGUGGCUGUGAUGAUCUGGAGUUCUUUAUGAGGUGUGAAGUGCACAUCUCGGACACAGACAUCUUCAUCAACUCACUCAAGAGAGUCGCGGACGACGUACGCACCAUCCCAGAGGAGAAAGUUCCCUGGUUCCCCAGAAAGAUCAGAGAUCUGGAUAAAUGCAACCUGUUGAUAACGAAAUAUGACCCAGAUAUGGACCAGGAUCAUCCAGGAUUCAGUGAUCCAGAAUACAGAAAAAGAAGGUGCUUCAUCGCUGAACUUGCAGCAAAUUACAGACAGGGGGAACCAUUACCCAGAGUGGAGUACACACCAGAGGAGGUGGCCACAUGGAAAGAGGUGUACCGGACCCUGAGGACCAUCUAUCCUGACCUGGCAUGUAGACAGUUCCUGGGUGGGCUGCAGCAGCUGGAGAGGGAGUGUGGCUACGGAGAGGACAGUAUCCCCCAGCUCCAGGAGGUCUCUGCCUUCCUCAGAGAGAAGACAGGCUUCCAGCUGCGUCCGGUGGCAGGGCUACUCUCCGCCAGAGACUUCCUAGCUAGCCUGGCCUUCAGAGUGUUCCAGUGUACCCAGUACAUCCGCCACGCCUCCGCACCCAUGCACUCCCCGGAGCCAGAUUGCUGUCAUGAGUUACUCGGCCAUAUUCCUAUGCUUGCAGACAAAGAAUUUGCCCAGUUUUCCCAGGAAAUUGGCCUAGCCUCACUGGGAGCAUCAGACGAGGAUAUUGAGAGACUCUCAACUUUGUACUGGUUCACGGUGGAGUUUGGACUGUGUAAGCAGAAUGGAACUGUGAAGGCAUAUGGUGCCGGCCUCCUGUCCUCAUAUGGAGAACUCAUUUAUGCUCUCUCUAACGAACCUGAGUACAAGCCAUUCAACCCAGAGGAGACAGCAAUCCAGCCUUACCAGGACCAGACUUUCCAACCUGUCUACUUUGUCUCAGAAAGCUUUGAGGAUGCCAAGAUUAAGAUGAGGCGGUACUCGUCGUCCAUCCAACGGCCCUUCUCUGUCCGGUACGACCCAUUCACUUGCAGCCUGGAGGUUCUGGACCAACCCAGUAAGAUCCAGCAUGCCCUAGGCCAGAUGAGAGACGACCUGAAGAUACUCCACAGUGCCCUGGAGAAAUUGGGCUGAGGGCCUCAACACUGAGCCAGAUACUCAGGGAGUGAAACUGAUACAUACCUCUGGAGGGGUGGAAAGGGGAAGCCAUUUUGGGUCUUUAAAGGUGCAAUCUGUCAUUUCUCUGUGUGGCCAUGGGGCCAAAUGCACAAACAAUCAAUGCUCAAAUUGCACAAAAUACAGUAGUUCCAUUUAAGGCAAUCAGUUGAAUAUCCACCUCUUCAAUCCUGCUGGGCUAAUACUUGCAUUAUUAUUAUUGUAUUUUUUAGAGACUAAACUAGAUUUAGCAUUUAAAAAUGGAUAGAUGUGAAAUACUGUGUAUAUAUUUAGUUAACUGAAAAACAUCAUUUAUAUUUACGUGCAAGAUUCAUUAAUAUUUCCUUGUUGGGUGCAUGUAUUGAUAUGUACAGUGACGUUAUACAUGUAUUGUGAUGAGAAUGUACAAAGUAAUACAUUUUAUUUUUUUCAGUCCAAUCACAAAGGGCAUGAAAGAGAGAGACACACACAUGGGGGUAGGAAAUGUACAGGCUGAAUAUGUCAGAGAAUGUUUAUCUUAGUAGAGAGAUUACAGAGAAAAACUUUAGAAUGCAUGUGUAAAAUAGUGAUCAGAAAGAGAGUAUGGACGGAGAUCAAGAAAAGAGACAAAAAAGUAUCAAGUCUGUGCAUUUGCGUUUGAGAGAGCAAGCGAGCAAGAGACAGAGCGAGAGGGAACAUGAACAUCAAAGAGGGUGGGAGUACUACAAUAUAAGCCCAUGUGCCACUGCCUCCCAUUCCAAACCAACUGUUUCCAUGUAGAAAAUUCUUGGAACCCAUUUGUCUUCACGUGUUAUUAAGUAAAGGGAAGGAGCUAAUUAUGAAUGAUUUAAAUAUCAUGUUUCCUCAGCUGGCUACUGUCAGAGCCAGUACUGAGGCCCAGUGGAUCUAAAGCUGGACCUGGUCACACAGACCUCACAGUAUAACACUACACGGUCAGUAGGGUUUCACAACUGGCAUGAUAAAC
This is a messenger RNA of Oncorhynchus nerka (sockeye salmon), 2597 nucleotides long. RefSeq names its product tyrosine hydroxylase 2 (gene th2). The record is from RefSeq and is a predicted model, not a curated record. Gene Ontology annotation, molecular function: iron ion binding; tyrosine 3-monooxygenase activity. Lineage: Eukaryota; Metazoa; Chordata; Actinopteri; Salmoniformes; Salmonidae. The coding region runs from base 59 to 1612 and encodes 517 amino acids. Gene Ontology annotation, biological process: dopamine biosynthetic process from tyrosine. The transcript has 11 exons. Gene Ontology annotation, cellular component: cytoplasm; axon; perikaryon.